UGGCAAGAAUUGGAGCACUAAGCUCAGGACUAAACUAUUCUGCAGAGGCGCAAUAAAUCCUUUAAUCCAUCUGUUCAGCAUUGGGAACAGCAGUUGUCUUUUGCAGCGCUGUUGUCGUUUUGCCAUAAUUGCUGCUUUUGCACUUUUACUUCAAGCAUCUCAUGGUGGCAUGUCAACAAUGUUGGAAAAUUAAAGACAUUGGGAUUAACGUGGAUCAGCAUUGUAAUGGUCGAUUUUUUGGAAGAUCUGCCCCCCACCUCUGAAUAUCCUCAGUGUAUCUUUGGCCGUAUUCCCAGCCAGAGCACUGAGCCCUUCCCCCAAACGUGACAUUUGCCCCACCCUCCCAAUACGUUUGUGUUCAUGGAGGACUAUGAUGUGGACAUGGAGGGAGAAGUAUUCGUGAGGAAGACCACAGUGGGCCACUGGUGGGAGCACAGUGGAGAGGAUGACGACUGUGACAUACAACACCAGAGAGGAGGAAGAGGCUGCAUGGUAAACAGCCGCAGCUGGGCUGAGGAGCUCCAGGAUAUCUUUGCGCCACAGGCAGUAGACUGUUACAGUGGAGGGCGAACCAGACUCUCCAGUAUCUCUGCCCAGAGGAACGAGAGAGAGUCCAUCAGGCAGAAACUUGCCCUUGGCAGUUUCUAUGACGACGAGCCCGUCAUCUACACUAGCUGCAGCAAGACCGGCCCGUCUUCCCGGCUGCAGGGUGGGGUGAACCUGCAGGUGUGCUAUGUUAAUGACAGCAACAGCGACAAAGACAGUGAUGCUGAGGACAGCCGGACAGAGACCAGUCUUGACACUCCGCUGUCACCUGUGAGCAAGCAGAGCUCUUCGCUAUCAGACCGGGACACAGCGGAGGAGGACUCCGACCCAUUAGAUGACUGCAGCGGGUUCUGGCGGGUGCAGCGGAGACUGCAGGAAGAGGCCAGGGUGGCGCUGGCUCUAGCUCGACCCAUGGCUCGCAUGCAGGUGGAGGUGGAGAGGCAAAUCCAACUGCACAGACGUUCUCCCGUGGCCGACUUGCUUCCUCAUUUGCCUCACAUCAGUGAGGGUCUGAUGAAGAGGAGUUUGAGGCGAGGGGACAUGAGGGACAUGAGUCUUGGACAGCUGCAAGUCAUCACAAAUGACUUACACUCACAGAUUCAGAGUCUAAAUGAAGAGCUGGUGCAGUUGCUGCUAAUGAGGGAUGAGCUGCACGUGGAGCAGGAUGCAAUGUUGGUGGACAUAGAGGACCUCACCAGGCACGCUCACAGCCACCAGCGGCACCAUGCAGAGAAAGCCAUCUCUAAAUAAAAAAAAACCCAGUCCUCACGUGUGUCCGUCUGCUCGUCCUCCAACCCACAGCUUCAUGGACUGUCACCAGUGUUACUAAUAAAAACUCCAUCUGUGCUGACUGUUUCUGAAGAACUGAAUACAGCAUAAAGCAUUAAUCACACAUGACGUGCUGCGCCACAGGUUGUAGUCGACGGACAGGGGGAGAUUGCUGCUUUCAGUUUGAACACAGCUGAGUUUGUGCAGGCUUUUCACUUCCACUCAGCAUGAUUAAUCAAAGCAUCACUCACAGAUUUAGGGGGAACUCUUGACUUAAUUCCAUCCCCAACACUGAUUUACCUCAUAAGUUUGCACAGCACACUCAUGUAUGUUAAUGGGAUUGGAGGGAACCCCUUCACACAUUGUUCCUCAGAAAGGAUGAUGACUUUCAGGGGCCACGUGAACAUCGGUUUACUUUGUAUUUUGUUUCUCUAUAUAGUGAUCAAAAAGAUUUAACCGUUCUCCUCUACAUUUGCCCUAUUCACCUUUUUUUCCCCCACUAAAAGCACUAUCAUCACUUUUUAAUUCACAUCUUGUGUCUGACCUGUUGCAUCAGAAAUUGAUAAACAACAUUUGCAGGUUUGAAAUAGCUAAAGAUUAUUUAGACACGAAAUUGACUAACAGUUUCUACCUGCUUCAUAUGCUGUAUGCAUUAAGAGAUAUGAGGCAACAUUUUUUUAGAUCGGUUUGUAUUUGUCAAAUGUGGUGAUACUUGAUAAAAUAGGCAGAGGUGAUUGGGAUUAAAAAUAGAGAUAUAGAGGAAGCAAAGGUUAAGGAAUGUUGACAUGGACAGCGUCUUAGUAAAAAUAUGCAAUGCAAUUUUUGUUAUGCUCAAUUUACCAAUGCAAAAGAGUUUAAAGUAUGAAAAAAUAUAUGAAACGACCAUAUUAAUAAAUAAUAGCCGAUAUCUAUUUUAUCUGUUUUAAAAGGUUUAUGGAUAUACUGUAUGUAAAUGUUAAGAGACUUUAUUAAAAGGAUGAAGAACAUGCCUUGUUGUCCAGAUGUGUUUAGGUGUUUUCACCACAAGCUUUUUAAGAAUGUCAGUUAAAGUCAAUUUUUUUUCUUUUGUUUGCUCCAAUGAUUAAUGUACUGUAUUAUGAUUGUUAAAAAAAACCAAAUCCAAUAAUAAACGUUUCAUUGGUGUGAA
Messenger RNA from Scophthalmus maximus (turbot), 2461 nucleotides. RefSeq lists its product as uncharacterized. Gene Ontology annotation, cellular component: cell junction; plasma membrane. Bases 361 to 1296 code for a protein of 311 amino acids. Gene Ontology annotation, biological process: positive regulation of hippo signaling. The transcript is spliced from 8 exons. Lineage: Eukaryota; Metazoa; Chordata; Actinopteri; Pleuronectiformes; Scophthalmidae. The record is from RefSeq and is a predicted model, not a curated record.